AUGCUUGAGGACUUCUUCACCUUGACGGAGAUGAAUAAUGGGCUAACAGCCCCCAUUCAUGUCAGGGAACUCCUGGCUCUAAUGGAGAAAGAGAGAGACUAUAUUGCAAAGAAUGUUGGCGAUGCAACCAGACAAUGGUCCAUAGUUGCCAAGGCUAUAGCUACCACCGAGAAUAAGGACUGUCUUGAUCUUUUUGUUCAGUUAGAUGGACUCCAACUCAUGGAUAUAUGGUUAAAAGAUGCUCAGAAAUUCAGCAACGACACGAAUGACAGCUCUGUGGAAGAGUCUAUCACUCAUUUACUCGGAGCACUUGAAAAGCUGCAUGUAGACAACGUGAAAUUGGUUUCUUGUGGAAUCUGGACGACUGUUGAGAAUCUUCUUGGCCAUAAUAGUCCCAAGGUACAGCUUAGGGCCAAAACACUGUUUGACAGCUGGAAAAAAGAUGGAUACAAUGGUGCAUCUUCCCAGAAUGUUAAAAUAGUUGGGGAAUCAACUGAUGGUGAAAUUAGAGUAAGUGCAGAUAUCAAGGGAGAUUCUGGCCAUAAAGAAUCUUCUUUGGGAGAUGCUUCUUUAUCCAGAGAGAGUUCUGAUGAAGAAAAACAUCAAAAAUCAACCAGAGAUGACCCGUCGCCAUCUAGACGUUUUGAUGCCCUGCAAGCUAACAAGGUUGAAGAUGCCUUAGCUUCCGAAAUGCCUUUGGGCCAACCAACUUCGAGUGAUACACCUUUAGAUCGUGUCAUCUCACCUUCCUUCUCAAAAGCUGCUAAUGAAAAUAUUUCUGAUACGGUAGAUCCUCUAUGUAUUUCAAAAGGAUCUACCUCGACUGAAUCCUUUAGUUUUACAGUUCAAAGGCAAGAUAGGGGUGAUGGACGGACAGAUUUUCAGGAGUCGGAGUUUGCUUGUGAAAUAAAGCAACCCUCAAGCUUUAGUAGUUCUCCCGAUAAACUAGGCCCGAUUGAAGAAUCAAAACUAUUAGAAAAUGGAGCUUUUCCUUCACGUUCUGGUGCAGGAAUUGGGUUGAAUUCGGUGACUGAACCUAGUUUACAGAAACUUGCUGAUGCUUCAGACAGAGAUUCUUGCCAGAAAGGUUCCUCUUUUGACGACUUGAAGACAAUUGACUCUGGUGGGGGUACUGUGGAUGAUGGAGGAUGUGCAGAUGAACACAGAAUUAAAGAAGGCGGUAACUGUAAGUCUGAUGAUGAUGAGCGAAGUAGGGAAAAUAUUAAGGAUUCCAGAACAUUUUUAUCAAUGACCGAGGAUGCUGUAGGGGUAGACAAACCUGACCAGCAUGUUACUGGUCAAAGUGACGAUGAUCUGGCAAAUGAUUAUAAUUUUGUGAAACGUGAAAUGGAUAGAGAUACUGUCGAGAUUUACAAGAAGUCUGAUAUUGAACUGGAGUAUGGAAUUGUAGAUCCGCUGGAACUUGCACAGCAAGCUACCUUAGACAUGAAGAGAGAAGUAGAUUUCAGAGAACACAGUUUCAGUUCACGUGAGAAAGUGCAGGAAGAUGAAAUACAGCAACCAGAUAGCCCAGACACUGUAAGUAGAAAAGAAUCACAUGCCUGUGAGGGCCCACGUAAUGAGGAAACUGAGCCCGCUCAGUCCGCAGAAGCAUCACCUAUCCGAGAAGAGUCUGAGCUAGAUGCUGAUGAGAAAAAUGGAACACAAGAUAUGGAAACCUCUUUGAUAACUAAGGUGGCUCCAGAAGAAGUCAAUACAGAGAAAGGCUUGUGUAAUUUUGAUCUGAACCUAGAACUUUGUUCAGAAGAUACAUACAGUGCAAGAAAUCAAAAUUCCACGCCUGUGUCUGUUGUUUCUGCUUCAAGGGUAACAGCAUAUCCUGGAUUACCCGUUGCUCCAUUGCAAUUUGAGGGCACUCUUGGAUGGAAAGGUUCCGCUGCAACAAGUGCUUUCCAUCCAGCAUCGCCUCGCCACAUACAUGAAGGUGAUAAAGGAAAGAAACCACAAGGAUGUUUUGAAAUUGAUCUGAAUGUAGCUGAAAGUGAAGACGGCAAAGGAAACCUACUACCAGAUAGACGGGGUCCCAAAUAUUCAGCUCUUCCUUCCAGGGAAUCUUUGGCAGAAGCAAGUUCAAUCUCGGAACACCUUGAAUUGGAUCUUAAUCGUGCAAGUGCAGAUGGUGAUGUUCCAUCAGAUUGGCGGUCCAGUGGACAGCUCUUUCCCCUUAGGAAUGGCCAUCACAUUGAAUCUCAUUCUUCUUUGUCAUCAAAGCAGCCUUCUUUAAGGAAUUUUGAUCUGAAUGACCAGCCGGCUUUUCUCAACAAUUCAUUGGAUCAUUCCUAUUUUAGCAAGUCACCCAAUUAUUCGAAUACUUUCGGAGGUAUUAAAUUGCACGACUCUGUAAUAUCCAUCAUGGGCACAAAGGUGGAUGUCAAUCAUAAAGAUUUCAUUCCUGAAGCUCUUCCCUUGCUUGAUGGAAGGACUCCGGAGCUUGCAUUGGACAUUAAUUUGGGAAGAUCAGGGAGUGUUCCUAGAAGUGGAUCUGUACUUUAUGAUAUUCCUACUGUCUACAGUUACAAUGAUCAUGCUCCAAGGCCUCCUACGCCUUUCACAUCCAUGAUGUACGGGCCAGGUGUGCCCAUUCCAUACAUGGUGGAUUCUAGAGGACUUGUCCCUCAGAUUGUGGACCCUGCUUCAGCUCAACAGCCUGCUUUCUUAACCAUGGCAGGUUCAACUUCUUUAAAUGGAGGCGGGCCUUCACGAAAUAGUUUUGAUCUUAACUCUGGGUUGACGUUGGAGGGAGAGAGUCAUGAUCCUGCAGGCUUGAGACAGUUCUUCAGUUCAGGUCAAUCGAGCUCCAAUACUAGUUCAGUUGGCGAAAAACGUAAAGAACCAGAACCAGAGACCGGGUGUGAACAUAAUCCCCCCUUUAAGCACCAUACACCACCAUGGAAAUAG
Molecule: messenger RNA, 2919 nt
Organism: Fraxinus pennsylvanica
Lineage: Eukaryota; Viridiplantae; Streptophyta; Magnoliopsida; Lamiales; Oleaceae
Source: the annotation of a GenBank genome assembly